AUGGAUGUUAAUGCUUUGAUCAACCAAGCGGGUGAAUGGGAUCUCGAGAUGAAGCCAGAUGAAGCCAGGAUAGCACACAAUAACACCCUAGUUGGUAAACUGCUGUCUGAAAGAACAGUCAAUGCUCGAUCAAUGAGAAACAUGAUACGAGCGGCAUGGCUUGACAACUUCAAACCAAAAGUCCAUGAAAUGCCAAGGAUCGAUGAUGCUGGGGAGAAUACCUUCACAAUUGACUUUGAAUCCAAAGAAGAAAUGGAGGCGAUAUGGGAAGACCGCCCAUGCCCAGUUUCUGGCACUCUGCUUCAACUCAAAAGGUGGAUCGGCACGGAGAUCCCAGGGGCAAUCACUUUCAAUCAUGUUGAUUUUUGGAUCCAAAUCCAUAAUCUGCCGGAGGCUUAUCAUACUGAAGGUAAUAUAUCCAUGAUAAGGAACAUGUUUAACCGUCUAAUUGACUUGGACCGUAGAGCUUUGCAAGCGCAGAUCUACAGGCGGUUUGUUAGGGCUUUCGUGGAAGUUGACCUGACGAAACCACUCCCAGACGGAUUCUACCUUCGCCACCAACAGAAGAGAAUCUGGAUCGAGUUUAAGUACGACAGAUUGAUGAUGGUGUGCUACUACUGUGGUAAGAUUGACCACACUAAGCAAGAGUGUGAGUCUCGAAGGAACCCAGAAGGAGGGAAUCACCCACUUCCAGACAUUCAACGUUGGGGGCCAUGGACAAGGGCGAGUUCGAAUGCUUUCUCACCUCGGAAUGUUCAGCAGCUGGAGGCUGAAGCCAUCAUCAACAAGGAUGUUGCAUCUUCCUCAAAUCCGACGGAUCGGGCCUUCCAAUCGCCGACGGCGAACAGCGGUGCUCCGACGCAGAACGCCAACAUUGGGCCCCACCAAACUUUGGGUUUCUCACCACAUCAAGGUCAAACCCCCCUGUCAGUGACUAGCCAGAACUUCCCGUUACAAACGACUCUUUCCCCUUCCCUUAACUUUCUCUCACCCCAUCAGACACUGUCACCGCCGUUCACACAAACCCAGACAUUCAUCUCUCCAACUCUCCAGCAAAAGACAGUCUCUCGUAAUCUCUUUGGAGGGGUAGAGACGGCUGAUCAAUCCCAACCCUACCCAAAUAACAUCUUCUCUCCUGUAGCUUUUAUGGGCCCAAAUGUCCCUAACUCAAAUUUGGGCCAUGUUCCAACCCAACCCCAGACCAAUUUCUUUGUUAACCAUAACUAUUUUAGUGUUGGGCCGAGUGGAGCUGUUAAACAAUCAAAAUCUCCAGCCCGCCACACUUUCAAUUCUCGCAGGCUGUCCUCUAGCCCAACUCAGAACAUUUCCAAAAAGAAAAGGAAGGCGGGCUAUGUGGCUGAGUUCGAAAGGGAAGAAACAGGGGAGCCACAUACUCUGCUCCAUCACUUUGUGAGCAAUUCAAGAGAUUUCUUGGCAAUUUGUGGAAUUCAGGAGGAAGAAGAUGAAGAAAUUCCACCGGGUUUUGGCUCAGGUGCUUCUGUGGACAUGGUGGCCGAUUCCAAGCCACCACAGGGGCCAUGA
Messenger RNA from Linum trigynum, 1542 nucleotides. The record is from the annotation of a GenBank genome assembly. Lineage: Eukaryota; Viridiplantae; Streptophyta; Magnoliopsida; Malpighiales; Linaceae.